This is a messenger RNA of Meyerozyma guilliermondii ATCC 6260, 1209 nucleotides long. RefSeq names its product ubiquitin-protein ligase peroxin 2 (gene PEX2). Gene Ontology annotation, biological process: protein import into peroxisome matrix. The record is from RefSeq and is a predicted model, not a curated record. The coding region runs from base 1 to 1209 and encodes 402 amino acids. Gene Ontology annotation, molecular function: zinc ion binding. The transcript has a single exon. Gene Ontology annotation, cellular component: peroxisomal membrane. NCBI's taxonomy places the organism in Eukaryota, Fungi, Ascomycota, Pichiomycetes, Serinales, Debaryomycetaceae.
AUGAUUUCCUUCUCGUAUCCGAGCCCCAGAGUGUCUCAACUUGAUGCAGAUAUCUUGGAUUCCGAGUUAGUAUCACUAUUGAAACAGCAACUCAGCUCUAUAUCUCAUCUUCAUCGCGGGUGGUGGACCUAUGAACUGCAACCAGAACUUUGGAGUUUGUUGCUCAAUUUGGUGGUCUUCCGACUAACUGUGUGGAAAAAGGGGACUUCUUAUGGUUUGGGUUUGCAAAACUUGCAACUUUCUAAUUUCAAAAAUGGGAAAAUUAUAGGGUAUUCCAAGAGAACAGCUCUUUUAGCAGUCAUCAUUGGCGAUUACUUAUUCACAAAGUUUCAGUCCUAUUUGUAUUCAGUGGAUGAAGCUGACGUUGCCGAUGCUGAAAAGUCUUCAUUUGCAUUAUUCGGAACUGUCAAAAGACUCAUUUUGACAAACAGAACGAAGAUCUUGACGUCCGUCAGUUCGUCUUUGCGUGUUCUCAAUCUUGUCAAUUUCACCUUGUUCUUGAUCAGUGGUCGGUAUUCGACUUUGAUACACCGUGUGUUGGGUAUUUCACUUACUCCUGUUGUGAGUGAUCUUUUAAAGUUCAACGGAAGUAAUGUUAAUUUCGAGUUUCAAAAUCGUCAAUUGGUGUGGAAUACCAUGACCGAAUUCUUGGUGUUCAUCUUGCCUCUCUUACAGUUGAAGAAGUUACGGCGCAUGUCAUCCAAGAUGCUACUUCCAUACAGAAAGAAGGCAAAAAAGAGUCAAGAUGAAGAGACCUUCUCCUCUGCUUACAGUAACCUUCCAAUAUCACAGUGUGCCAUCUGUCACAAUAAUAGUGAAAAGAGAGCAAGAUCACUCGGAAAGACCCCAUCCUCACUUUCGAGUUUCCCCAUCACGAACCCUCAUGUUACCAACUGUGGACAUAUUUACUGCUACAUUUGCAUUGCUACCAAGUUCAAUGCGAUCGAAAAUAAUGAUGGAGACGAAGAAGGGUGUCUUAGAUGCGGUCUCAAGUUGACUUGGUUCGAAGAAUACGGAUCCAAGGCUGGUGAUGUUGAUGAAGAUGCGAUUAUGGUUAUGUACGAAGAAGAGGAACCAGACAUGUCAGAAAAGUUGAGCGCUAUUAACGAAAGCUCACCAGAAGCUUCUGAUGAUUCCAGCGAAGAUGAAGACCUGUCUCAAUGCAGUGAAGGAGAAGACUUCGGAGCUGACGAGGCGUUCGAACUCUAG